This is a messenger RNA of Coccinella septempunctata (seven-spotted ladybird), 693 nucleotides long. Its product is annotated as phosphatidylinositol 4-phosphate 3-kinase C2 domain-containing subunit alpha-like. The transcript has 4 exons. The coding region runs from base 1 to 693 and encodes 230 amino acids. The record is from RefSeq and is a predicted model, not a curated record. Gene Ontology annotation, biological process: exocytosis. NCBI's taxonomy places the organism in Eukaryota, Metazoa, Arthropoda, Insecta, Coleoptera, Coccinellidae. Gene Ontology annotation, molecular function: phosphatidylinositol binding; neurexin family protein binding.
AUGAUAUUUAUUAUCUAUUGGGGAUUAUCUAAUUCCAUUAUUGUAGGUCAUACAUCUUUUACCUUUUUUUUAUCCAGUUUAUCCAGUGGACUUCACGUGGGACGUUCAAACAUCAAGCAGGUGGCGGAGAAACGUUUCCACGAGGUUGCUCAGUUCAUCAAGUCGUUAUUUUUAUGUGCCAAGGAGAUCGCCCAUUCCGAAUUGGUCUAUACCUUCUUCCAUCCGUUGCUGAGGGACCAACAGUUUCAAGAAGAUUUUUACAGAAAGACGAAAGAUCGAGGGUUAGGUUAUAAGAAGGAAAGCGGUAGGUUGAAAGGGCAACUGAAGCUGUCCCUGCAGUUCUCGAAGGGCGUGUUCAGCGUCAUGGUUCAUCACGUCCGCGGCCUUGCGCUGAUGCCCAACGGACAGGAACCUUCCACUUACGUCAAGGUUUAUCUACAACCGGACACCACCAAAUCUACGAAGAGGAAGACCAAAGUUGUCAAGAGGAAUUGCCAUCCGAGUUUUAUGGAAAUGCUUGAAUACCGAAUGACCUUGGACACGGUGAAACAGAGAUUUUUGAGAGCAACAAUCUGGAACUACGACGCCCUCCAGGAAAAUGAAUUUUUAGGAGGCGUGGAGCUGGAACUCGGCCUUCUGGAUCUGACGACCGAAACUACCGAGUGGUAUCCACUCGUCAACAUCAGUCGGUAA